Messenger RNA from Coregonus sp. 'balchen', 7775 nucleotides. NCBI's taxonomy places the organism in Eukaryota, Metazoa, Chordata, Actinopteri, Salmoniformes, Salmonidae. The record is from the annotation of a GenBank genome assembly.
AUGAAAGUAAUGAAAUGAUGGCGCCUCUUUUGGUUUCAGUGGUGUAAUGAAGUUGUGUAUUAUAAAUUAUAGAAUUUAAUGUUGUUUGUUGGAUUGUUAUGUUUUUAUUCUAUCUGGAUUGUCACACCUUACCCCCCAAAUUGGAACAAACCGAAACAAAAACUUCCACCACGGAGAGAAAACAGCACAGACAUAAAAAUGAUUAGUACUUUCCGUUGACGGGAGCUGUCCAGAGGAGGGAGAAGUUAGCCUUUUGUUUGUUCUCAGGUCGAUCAGGCUGAAGUAAUAAUUCCUGCUUGUCUCCAUGGUAAAGUGCUGCACAGUGGGACCUGUGAUGCGAUGCUGCCACGCUCCCUUCCUCCUACCACCCCUCCCUCCCUCGCUCCCUCCCUCUCUCCCAUCCUCCCAGCCUUCCUUCCCUUCCCCUCCCUCCCACCCACCCUUCCUUCCUUCCUUCCAUGCUUCCUUCCCUCCCACCCUCCCUCCAGGAGCUCUGUUAAUAGAUGACAGGCAGGGCUGAUGAUAGUUAUUUUCUCCAGUCAGCCAUCUUGACAGGAUGCUGAGGGAGGCUGUGGCCUUUCUCUGAACCAACGGGAGAUGAAGGCAAUCCAGCCUGCUGGAUGAUUGUGACCUAUAACUAAGUUUAGCGCCUGCUGUUGACUAGAUGGCUGUUUUCUAGAGGAUUGGAAGGCCCUCAUUUAUUUUGUGCAAUGUUAGGUGUGAGCCACACAAUGAUUUUACUUUAAAUCUGCUCUGUAUGUGUCAAGGAUUAUGUUGCAAAUCAUUGAGGUGUGACAAAACUUUAAUUGUACCAUAAAAUCGUUGUGUUCUUGGAGAAUAAUUAUCUGAAGUGACUUCAGCUCAGCAAGUUUUACUGAAUGCCUGUAAUUAUUUUGAUUGUAGCCUACAGGCAUUCAGAAAUCAUAGAUACUUUUUUAUUUUCCCAUCACUAUGGGGGCUGCGGUAGCCUUGAGGGUAGAGAAGCGGGCCAGCAACUGGAAGGUUGGCAGUUCAAAUCCCACUGCUGACAAGGGCAAAACUCUGGUGGGAGUAAGCUAGCAACUGGAGGGUUGCUGGCAUCGAUGUCACAGGUGACACCUACUGCUGACGUUCCCUUGAGCAAGGAACUUAUGUGUUGGAUAAAAAGCAGAGGACACAUUUCCAUCCUGUAUGGACUAAUAAAGCUAAGCAGAAUAAGGGCCUACAGUUGGGACUCUACAAAACACUGUUGGCAAUGAAAGAGACCAUUGCUCUCCAAGGCUGCAUCUGCUGCAGAGCCACAAGCGCUGUUCCUAGUUCAAGAUGUUGUUCCCAAGGCUGGUUGAGGACAAUAACCAACACAGCAGAAUAUGAAGCCCAUUAUGAAUUAUUUAGAAACUGCUAGUUUCAAGUUAAUCUGGGAGGGCUCUUUAACGUUUGUUUUUAAUUGACAGACAUUUUACCAUUCAAUUUACAGAGAUAGUAAAGUUUAUAAUGAUGGCUAGGCACAUGGCCUACUUCAGGAAGGAUCAGACAAGCCAAUCUAUCAAUCCAGUCAUUACAAAAAAUCAACAAUCGUUGAGUGCAAAAACAAACAUGUACCAAGGCUGUAGAAGAUGCUAUCAUUCACUAUUGUCACGAAUGUCUGUAGAAUGCGGUAGGCCAGAGUCAAGCGCAGGACACAGAAUGAAAAUGAAGAUCCACUUUACUGAAUAGUAAAGAAAAUACAAACAAAACCUCCACACAAGGGAGGAGCAAACCCGCUCACAAAUGACACUCGUACAAGCAACAAACGCACACACCACACAGUGGACGUGAACAGGUUAAAUAGGGAAGACCAAAUAACAUAAUAGGGAACAGGUGUGCAACAACAGACAACAAUUAGAUGAACAUAGAAACAUAAAACAUAGAGCGGCAGCAGCUAGUACUCUGGUGACGACGAACGCCGAAGCCUGCCCGAGCCAGAAGGAAGGGCAGUCUCGGCAGAAUCCGUGACAACUAUGCUGAACUUAGACCCUUAGCGUAUUGUGAGACUAAAGCCAGAGUGUUGUGGUUUAUGUCCCUGUCAGGUGCAUCAGUACUAUGGUUCUCUACCUGAGGACAGGGUGCCGUAUGUGAACAGCCCAGGAGAAAAGCAUCGCAUCAAACAGCUGAUUCACCAGCUGCCCCCACACGACAACGAGGUGACACACUAGUUUACCUGAUACUCUGUGUCUAGUGACCUUUGACACAUUCACGCAGCGAUGUCUGAUAUUUUUGAUAUGGGUGAAAAAAUUGUGUGUUGGUUUGGUCGUCAGGUCCGAUACUGCAACACGCUGGACGACGAGGAGAAGAGGGAGCUCAAGCUCUUCAGUAACCAGAGAAAGAGGGACAACCUGGGAAGAGGCAACGUCCGCCCCUUCCCGCUGUCCAUCAGUGGAGCCAUCUGCGAACAGGUACUCACUGCUGACACAAAACAAACAUCACAUAAAUCCUACAGCACAAAGAGCAGAUACAUAGAGGGCACCACUAGGGGAUGGUGCAAAUGGGAUAAAAUCCAUGCUACAGCAAAUCUAAUUUAUAUUUGAAAAUAAAGUCAGCUUGCUACUCAGAUCUGUUCUUCACAUUUAGAAACAUUGGAUUAUUCAUAUCGAAACUGGCUUCUCUCUCCCCCUCCGUCUCUCUCUCCCCUUCCCUCUCUCUCCCCCUCCUUCUCUCUCCCCCUCCUCUUCUCUCCCCCUCCUUCUUCCUUCCCCCUCUGUACAUGUAUUUUCUCUGACUCUUACUUUCUAACUCUUUCCAUCUAUUUAUAUCUUGCCCCCUCUUCCUCUCUUCCCUGCCUCCCUUCCUUCUCUCUCUCUCUCUCUCUCUCUCUCUCUCUCUCUCUCUCUCUCUCUCUCUCUCUCUCUCUCUCUCUCUCUCUCUCAGUGUGGGGGCCAGAUAAAUGGACGAGACAUUGUGGUGUUUGCAUCGCGGGCAGGCCACGGCCUGGUGUGGCACCCUCACUGCUUCGUGUGCUGCAUGUGCGAGGAGCUCCUGGUGGACCUCAUCUACUUCCACCAAGAAGGGAAGAUCUACUGCGGCCGGCACCAUGCCGAGAGGCUCAAACCCCGCUGCUGUGCCUGCGAUGAAGUAAGCCCGCCUGAGCUUAGAGGAAUGGGGUGGUGGGGUGGUCGGCUGGGUUAGCUAGAGCUCAGGGUGAGAUGGGGUUUAGGGGGUAUGGAGUGUUGAGGAGUCUCACCUUCCACAUCUCAGUUAUCCAGCUCUGAGGAAGUCUUGCUGGGUUUGACUAAGUCAUUUUUCUGCUAAUUCUAACAUGUGUGUGAUCUUAACUUGGUAAGAAUCUGUCUCUGCUUGGUGUGUAUCUCUCACCCUCUCUAGUGGUCUAUGGUUUGACAGUCUGUUCUCUGUCUCUCCUGCAUAUUAUAUUUAAUUAUCUUUGCUGAUGAUUUUGGUCUCUCUCUAUUUGCUUUAGAUUCUCUUUGCUGAUGAUUGUGAUAUAUGGUCUGUCUCUCUCACUCUCUCUCUCACUCUCACUAUCUCUCUCUCUCUCUCUCUCUCUCUCUCUCUCUCUCUCUCUCUCUUUCUCGUUCUCUGCUUUAGAUUAUCUUUGCUGAUGAAUGCACGGAGGCGGAGGGCAGGCAUUGGCACAUGAAGCACUUCUGCUGCUAUGAGUGUGAGGCUCCGCUGGGCGGCCAGCGCUACAUUAUGAAGGAUGGACGUCCACACUGCUGCAACUGCUUUGAGUCCCUCUACGCAGAGUACUGCGACGCCUGCGGUGAACACAUAGGUAAAUGGUUCUAGAUGUUUCCUGAACAUGAUGUAUACAUACACUGAGUGUACAAAACAUUAGGAACUCAUUCCAUGACAUAGACUGCCCAGGUGUAUCCAGGUGAAAGCUAUGAUCCCUUAUUGAUGUCACUUCAAUCAGUUUAUUUCCUAUUCUCCUUUGUAAUUAUCAGAUUGUAUGUUUAAUAAAAAAAUCAUGUAACGAUGCUAUGUUCUUCAAAACUCGCCUGCUCAUCUAUCUUUACCUCUAUGUAACUGCUACUCUCUUCCUCCAUCUCUCUAAGUCUCUCUUGUUGACUUUAUAUCCAUCCCUGGUUUCCUUUUUACCAUUUCUUAUUCCCUUGACCUAUUUUUCUCCCUUUCUCACUCUCUGUAGCUAGGUUUCCAUCCAAUUGGUGACAGAUUUUAAUGUGAAUAUUCUAAAAUCCGCAUAUAGAAAAUAAGCGCAUUUUCCCACCAGUGGUGUUUCCACCCAACAGACUUGUGAAUAGAAAAUAGUGCGUGAUGACAUAGUGCACACAAAAUGCACUUUUUCACUUACGUUUUUAUGUACCGAAUACAAAUCUAAAGUUCAAUAUGUAUCCAUCACAUUUUCAACUCUACCAAUAGUUUUAUUAUGGAGAAUAUUUGUCAAAUAGCAGUCAAGCAUCAAUCAUCAUGUCACCAGAAUAAGACCCUUGAUACUUAUUGAAAGGAGCAUCAAGAUCACUGUGCACUUUCAACACUCUGUGAAGUUCAUCAUAACUUAUUUCAUCUGUAACCUGAUAAACUGCAUGACUUUACUUGCAUAAAAAGAAUGGAUGGAAACGCGCUUAGUCUCUCCUUUUACAUGUAUCUUGCCCCCUGUUUUCUAGUCUCUAUGACUGUGUUGUUCCCACAUACCAUCAGUCUCCCUUUGUCUCUCUCUGUGUCUCUACCUCCAUCUCUCCAUGUUUCAACUGAUUUCAUUAACAUGUUUUACCAGUGACGAUAACCUAAUGGAGCCAUUCAAAAAACCUGUGGUCGUUAAGUGCGAACAGUCAUAAAAUCUGAGAUAGAAAUCAAUAGCUUCAAUUAUUCAUGACUAAAGCAUAUAACCGGAAAAAAAUACAUUACAUACCAAAUUACUGUAAAAGUCAUUUGUAUAGCAGUUGUCAGUCGAUAGCAGAACAGAACAGAAAACUACGACCCCUGUGCAGCACACAGCUGUGCUAAGACAUGGCUGGCUAGGGAAAUGAAGGUGGUUAUUAUCUGCUGCCCAGGAUUCAGUUAGACAGAGGGAAACUGUGAACCAUUCAGACCCAGAGGACGCCAUGUUGUGUCCAGAUGGAGCCUGUGAAAGAUGAUUAGUUCCCUUUGUUUAGGAGGAGGGCCUCCAAUAAAUGUAUUUUUAGUGAGUUAUUUAUUGAGUUAUUAUACAGACAGCAUAAUCGCAGUUUUGGGUAAAAUCACAAUAUCAACCUUCUGGGAAAUAAAACACAGUGUUUGUGCUAUAUUUAAUUUCUUCUUCCAGUAAAUAUCAUUAAAAUAUUUUGUAGGCUCAUGUUUUACAGAUUAGCUGGGACUCUGAGCAGGCUCUUCAGAGACUGUGUGCUUGGCUCAGCUCAUUACUGAGGAAUGUUACAGUCUCUCACUGUAGAUAAUGGGUUUCAGCCAGUCAGUUAGACUGACGGUAAUGCUACUGAUAUACCGUAUGCCAGUAUUCUUUCAUCCAAAGUUCAAGCCUCCAAUUUUCUGUGAUCAUUAAGACUCAUUUUGUGAUAUCCCGACACUGACACCUUAUUAGUAGUAAGUAUUAUUUCUAAUUCUAAUGCCAGGAUCUAAUCCUCUCCCCAGGCAUUGACCAGGGCCAAAUGACGUAUGACGGGCAGCAUUGGCAUGCCACAGAGGAGUGUUUCUGCUGUGCCCGCUGUAAACGCUCCCUCCUGGGGCGACCCUUUCUGCCCAAACAGGGACAGAUCUACUGCUCACGCUCCUGCAGCGCCGGACAGGUGAACAAUCAGCAUUUAACUGACUGUUCUGGUGACACUUGUAUGUGUGUUUUCUAUGUAUUUAAAUUAUGUAAUCAAUUCCAUCAAUCAGGACCCAGAUGAAUCCGACUCCUCGGACUCGGCCUUCCAGAGUGCCCGCUCCCGUGAGUCCCGCCACAGCACCAAGAUCAUAAAACAGGAUCACCGAAAUGCCGAGCAGGAGCGUCGCCAGCCAGCGCCCAUGCCUGACCGUCUGUCUGUCGAGGUGGACCCCCUGUCUAUCCAUAUGGACCGUCUGAGCCUUGGCUCCAGCCAGACACCCAGUCGAACAUCCAGCCGAACCCCCAGUCGCACCCCCAGCCGCACCCCUAGUCUCAACCAGGUGUGGAUGAGCCGGGACGAAACUUACCCCCCAGCAUAUGAGGCAGCCUAUGAGGGCUCCCCGCGGGACCCCUCUCCAACCCCCACGCCCCUGCUCCUGGGCCCGUGUAACCCCAGGCAGGGCUACAGCCCCAGCCCCAAACCCCACCCUCCAACCCAGAGCUCUGGCAACCCAGGGAAGAGGCCAGAGUCCUGGGUUAAAGAGCAGGGCAACACCAAGCGGACGCCCAUGGCGGCAUUGAGGGGCCAAUCCUUCCAGGACAACUGGAUCCACCACAGCCAGGACGAGUUCCGGCCACCCAAGCUAAAGACCCAGAUGAGCUUUAACGAGGUGUCCAGCCAAGGCCAGGGCUUCUCAGACAAAAGGAGCAUCAGCAUGCAUGGCUUCCAGAGGGACAGCAGGCCCCCCCUAACCAGGAACGCCAUGAGCAAUGGCAUUAGCUUCACAGAGCCCCUCACCCCUCUGGAACAAACCCCCCGAGGAUCCAUGGAGUCUCUGGCCCUGUCCAACGCUACAGGUACUGUACCCUGUCACCUGAGUUUAGAAGAUAGACAGUAGAUAUGUUGUAAUAUGAUAAUAUGGCUAAUGAUAAUUUAUUACCUGAUUGGGAGCAUAAAUAUGUCUAUGUAUCUGUCUAUGUAUCUUUCCCAGGUAACUCUCUGGACGGAGUCAGUAAGCGUCAGGAGCACCUGUCCAGGUUCUCCAUGCCAGACCUUAGUAAGGACUCUGGGAUGAAUGUGUCUGAGAAGAGCAACAUGGGGACACUGGGUUCCCCUGUCCAGUUCCACAGCUCUGAGUCCCUGACCUCCUCUCGGCCAUACAGGAACCUGAAUGCGCCCGUGCAGCUGGGGUACCCCCUGGGGUACUGGGAUGCCCCCCAGCCCUUGGCCUUUGAAGGUAAAGGUCAUGUGGGCCUGAUGGGGAGUAGUGGCAACCUCCGCAUGCCUCCCAUGAGUGAAAGGACACCUCGUCGGCGGCCCAAUGAGCCAGAGCUCAUACGGCAACAACAACCACCAACGCAACCACGGCGACGCAAACACCGCGGCAACGGUAAUGAUGGAAAUGGCAACCACCGCAGCAGCGGUCGCCACCACAGGCGCUCUCGACGCUCACGCUCUGACAACGCCCUCCACCUGGCGGCCGACCGGGCAAAUCACAUGAUGGAACCACCGCACCGUCGCGUUCAGGAGGACUACGACCGUUUCCCCGCUGGCCGCACCACCCGGGACCUGUUUGGGGUGGGGGGCAUGGGCGGAUACAGACAGCAGCCUUAUAGACCCUGCCCCCGCACCACCUCAGACCUCACCCUGCACAAUGCAGCGGGAGGCGGGAGGAUGCAGCCGCUGGGCCUGGGGGGGCCAUACUGGGGUGGUGAGGGGUACGGGGAGGGGGCAGACCCCUGGUUCUCCAGCUGCUCCUCAUCCUCUGAGUCUGAGGAAGAUGAGGGGUACUUCCUGGGUGAGCCCAUCCCCAGACCUGUCCAGCUACGCUACCUCAACAAUGAGGAGCUGCGCCACAGAUACAGCCCUACAGGGGUGGGAGGGAUGGGGGGCCACCAUGGACCCCUACAUGGACCCCUACAUGGACCCCUACAUGGACCCCUACAUGGACCCCUACAUGGAGGAAACCACGGGCAGCUGCACGGACAGCUACACAUGCGCCAGAGGAGGAAGAGCAAGAACUGCAUCAUCUCAUAG